Molecule: messenger RNA, 1545 nt
Organism: Oncorhynchus nerka (sockeye salmon)
Lineage: Eukaryota; Metazoa; Chordata; Actinopteri; Salmoniformes; Salmonidae
Product: histone H1
Exons: 1
Coding region: 820-1443 (207 amino acids)
Biological process (GO): nucleosome assembly
Cellular component (GO): nucleosome
Molecular function (GO): DNA binding; structural constituent of chromatin
Source: RefSeq, a predicted model, not a curated record
ACGCUGCGGAGGAGUCAAGCGACAAGGUGAGCUCACCUCAUCUGGAUGACACGCUUUUGAAAGAGACACACACAGAUAGAGAGAGAGACAUUGUGCACAAAGAGCAGGCUCCAAAUCCAACUAAAGGACUAAUAAAACAUCACACACACACACAGUGCAAGUAAGCAUGUCGUUGGACAGUGUAUUAUUUCCUGUGCCUCCUGGACACAUGACGAAUACAACGUGAAACUAGUCUCAGCCAGGCCUCACAAGUGCAUGUGUUUUAAGGUCCCCAAAAGAGCUCUCCUUUAAAACACCAAGGAGCACAUCAGGGGACGCCAAACCAUUUGACUCCCUUGCCAGACAUCUCGGCUCACCCCACAAUCAAUGGUGCUCGCAAUCGGAUGCACUUUUAGGCCAUUUAGGAGACAAAUAGCACAGGAAAAGCAGUGCGCACCGCUCCACCCGACAGUCGAACGGUGAGGUUUUGAGCGAGUCGCAGCAAAAUGCACGGGGCUUCUGCAGCCCACAUGACUUUAUUCUGAACGGACACAAGUCUGCUCGCUGGGCCGUUCGCUUUUGGGCCAAAAACACGGCUCCGUCGGUGACUUUUGGCCCGAUAUUGGCGACCAGAAAACACAAGUGAAAGAGCAUUUGGCCAGCCAGGAGAAGCCGAGCUGGGUGGCUUGAGUCUACAUGGUUCUCAUGUCGCGUUUAAGGCCAGCCCCCUGCACCGUGUGGAGCUUCAAUAGCACAGAGCAGCGUCUACAGCAAAGUACUCCUCCUCACAGACUACCGUAGUGUUGUAAGUGUGUGUGUUUACCGGACCGAACGACAGACAUGGCAGAAGUCGCACCAGCACCCGCCGCCGCCGCGCCGGCCAAGGCCCCCAAGAAGAAGGCAGCAGCCAAGCCCAAGAAAGCGGGACCCAGCGUAGGCGAGCUCAUCGUCAAGGCGGUGUCCGCCUCCAAGGAGAGGAGCGGCGUGUCCCUGGCCGCGCUCAAGAAGUCUCUGGCGGCAGGCGGCUACGACGUGGAGAAGAACAACUCCCGUGUCAAGAUCGCCGUCAAGAGCCUCGUCACCAAGGGCACCCUGGUCCAGACCAAGGGCACCGGUGCCUCCGGCUCCUUCAAGCUCAACAAGAAGGCCGUCGAGGCAAAGAAGCCCGCUAAGAAAGCCGCAGCCCCCAAAGCUAAGAAGGUGGCCGCCAAGAAGCCCGCCGCCGCCAAGAAGCCCAAGAAGGUAGCAGCCAAGAAGGCCGUGGCCGCAAAGAAGUCCCCCAAGAAGGCCAAGAAGCCCGCUACACCCAAAAAGGCCGCCAAGAGCCCAAAGAAGGUGAAGAAGCCCGCCGCAGCGGCCAAGAAAGCGGCCAAGAGCCCCAAGAAGGCUACCAAGGCAGCGAAGCCCAAAGCCGCCAAGCCCAAGGCAGCCAAGGCCAAGAAGGCAGCCCCCAAGAAGAAGUAAACCUAUUACAAACAGUGUUCUUUGUACUCGACACAUGUUGUUACCACAAAAGGCUCUUUUAAGAGCCACCCACCUCUUUCCAUAAAAGCGCAUGUCAUUCCA